GUGAAGCUCUUCCGUCCCCUUCCUGGGCGACGCCGCGGCGCUGGCCCCUCGUCGGCCUUCAUUACCGUGUAUUUUAUUUUUUCCCUCCUCUGCCUUUGUUUUGCCUCGUCCUCGUCCUCUCAUCCCCGCUUGUGCCACGCAGCCGUGUCAUACCCGCCCAGUUACAAGAAGACUCCGCCUCCCGUGCCCCCGCGCACCGCCACCACCAAGCCUCUUAUCUCUGUGACAGCCCAGAGCAGCACAGAGUCCACCCAAGAUGCCUACCAGGAGGGCAGGCAUCCGCGGGGUGGUCUGUGGACCACCGACAGCCUUGGUCGUCCCGUCUACAGCUCCACCGACAGCCUGGACAGCGCCAAGGCGGUCACCAUGGCCAUGGAGUCGGCCGCAAGCAAGAGGCUCGCCUCUUUAGGCAGCCACACCUCCGUCCAGACGUGUGACAAAGCCGUGCUGGUGUCCAAGGCUGAGGAGUACCUCAAAACCCCCCGAUCCUCCAUUGGCAUACAGGUGGAAACGGUGACAGACUCGGAAGCUGAAAGUAAAGGUCUUCCUCAGUUCCAUUCAAUAGGGAUCCAGGUGGAGGAUAAAAAGCGGCGCGGGAGGUUCAAGCGCUCCAACAGCGUGACCACGGCGGUGCAAGCGGACUUGGAGCUGGAGGGCUUCCCUUCCAUGGAGGACAAGGGCCUGCAGUUUGGCGGCGGCUUCGGGCGCCACUCGGAGCCCAGCACGCCCACGCAGUACGGCGCCAUCCGCACGGUGCGCACGCAGGGCCUGUUCAGCUACCGGGAGGACUACCGGCCCUCCAGCGGCCCGCCCAGCCCGCAGCCGGCGGAGCCCUGGCUGGUGGAGCCCGGCCUGGAGAGCGCCGAGGCGGGCCGGGCGUCCCCCCUGCGCAGGGACGGCGGCUGGUUCAUGCAGCUCCUCCACAACGAAACCAAGCGGCUGGAGGCGUGGUGCAAAGAGAUGGAGAGAGAAGCCGAGGAGCACGACCUGUCCGAGGAGAUCCUGGGGAAAAUCCGAAGUGCGGUUGGAAGCGCUCAGCUGCUAAUGUCUCAAAAGUUCCAGCAGUUUUAUUGGCUGUGCCAGCAGAAUCUGGACCCCAGUGCCAUGCCCAGACCCACAUCUCAGGACCUGGCAGGAUUCUGGGACCUUUUGCAGCUUUCCAUCGAUGAUGUCACUGCCAAGUUUGACGAGCUGCAGCAGAUCAAGAGCAACCAGUGGCAGCUGGUGGAGAGCCCCGAGAAGAAGGAGCGAAAGUGGCCUCCCCCUCUGCCAAAGAGACCAGCAAAGGGCCGCGGCGGCGUGACUCGGGAGCGCUCUCUGGACCUUCAGGACCGCCAGCGACAGGAAGCCCGCAGACGCCUCAUGGCCGCCAAACGAGCGGCUUCAUUCAGACAGAACUCAGCCACGGAGAGGGCGGACAGCAUCGAGAUCUACAUCCCCGAAGCCCAGACCCGGCUUUGA
Menidia menidia (Atlantic silverside) is the source of this 1461-nucleotide messenger RNA. The record is from the annotation of a GenBank genome assembly. NCBI's taxonomy places the organism in Eukaryota, Metazoa, Chordata, Actinopteri, Atheriniformes, Atherinopsidae.